CUGAUGACUAUGCCCCGGAGCCCCACUUCGAGUGAGGAUGAGAUGGCUCAAAGUUUUUCUGAUUACUCCGACGACUGCGGCUCUGAAAGCUCCCAUGAAGAAACAAUUUAUGAAACUAUAAGGGCCACGGCUGAGCAAUCACCCCACCAAAUGGACGACAUUCAAAUAAACUCAAUGGUCAUCCGCGUUAUCAUCCCUGACCUGCAGCAGACGAAAUGUAUGCGGUUCAACCCGAAUGCAACAGUUUGGGUUGCCAAGCAAAGGAUCCUGUGUACACUUAAUCAGAGCUUGAAGGACGUGCUGAACUAUGGGCUUUUCCAGCCUGCCAGCAGUGGGAGAGAUGGCAAGUUCCUGGAUGAGGAACGUAUCCUGCGAGAGUACCCUCAGCCAAUCAGCAAAGGUGUUCCCUGUUUGGAGUUUCGGUAUAAGAGCAGAGUUUACAGGCAGCCUGAUUUGGAUGAGAAACAGAUUGCAAAACUUCAUACAAAGGCUAAUCUGAAGAAGUUUAUGGACCUUAUACUCCAUAAUCAGGUGGACAAAGUUUCUAAAAUGUUAGAAAGAGGUCUUGAUCCCAACUACCAUGACAGUGAAACUGGCGAGACCCCUUUGACCUUCACAGCACAUCUGGAUAAUGUUGUGGAGAUGAUCAAGGUUCUUAAAAAUGGAGGCGCUCACUUGGACUUCAGAGCCAAGGAUGGUAUGACAGCCCUCCACAAAGCAGCACGUUCCAAGAACCAGGUUACACUCACGACACUGUUGGAGCUAGGGGCAUCUCCGGACUACAAGGACAGCCGUGGUCUGACUCCCCUGUAUCACAGCGUCAUAGUAGGAGGAGACCCGGGAUGCGGGGAGCUCCUUUUGAACCACCACGCCUCCGUGUGCUGCCAGGAUGAGAAUGGCUGGCAAGAAAUUCACCAGGCUUGUCGCUACGGACAUGUGCAGCACUUGGAACACCUUCUCUUCUAUGGAGCAGACAUGAGUGCUCAGAACGCAUCGGGAAACUCGGCUUUACAUAUAUGUGCGCUAUACAACGAGGAUAACUGCGCCAGGGUGCUGCUUGUUCGAGGAGCUGAUAAAGAAGUGAGAAACUUUAACAGCCAGAGUCCUUUUCAGGUUGCGAUUAUUGCUGGAAACUUUGAUCUGGCUGAACUUAUCAAGAACCACAAAGAGUCUGAUAUAGUGCCUUUUCGUGAGGCUCCAGCGUACUCCAAACGACGCCAAGGUCCGUCGUCUGGCAACAGCAGUGGAAACAGCCACUCCCUCGUAUCUUUAUCGGCUCCACGUGUCCUGCUGCGCUCCAACAGUGACAACAACCUAACGGUCAGUCAGUACCAGCAGCAGCAGCACGCUUCAACCAGCAGCUGGGGACCCCAUCUUCAGCAACAGCAAAAAAGGGCCCCCCAGCAGCCUGGCUCCUCAGCAUUACAUCGCAGCCUGUCACCCCAGCUGAUUCAGCAGAUGCCCAGCGGCAGCCCCAAUGGCAAUGUGGUGGUUCGUACCAUGGGAAGGGGGUCGAGGAGCAGAUCACCCUCCCUCAGCCGGCUGGGGGAUGAGGCCCGACGGGCUCUACCCUCACAGCGACAACCCAGUCCCAGCAGUCAUGCAGAAGCCGUAGGCUCCAGGAGGAAGCUGUACAGUGCGGUCCCAGGGAGACACUUUGUUGUAGUUCGUCCUUACACUGCUCAGGCCCAAGGCGAGAUUAACCUCUACAAGAAUGACAGAGUCAAAGUUCUGAGCAUCGGAGAAGGUGGUUUCUGGGAGGGUAGCACCCGCGGCCAAGUAGGUUGGUUUCCAGCCGACUGUGUGGAGGAGAUCCUGGCCAAGGCCAUUGAGGAGAGGAGCUAUUCCCGAGCGGACCGUGCUGACAGACGGAAACUGUUCAGGCACUACACUGUGGGCUCCUAUGACAGCUUUGACGCUUCCAGUGACUGCGUGGUGGAUGAGAAGACGGUGGUACUCCAGAAGAAGGAGAAUGAAGGAUUCGGUUUCGUCCUGCGAGGGGCAAAAGCGGAUACACCCAUUGAGGAGUUUACACCCACCCCUGCUUUCCCUGCUCUGCAAUAUCUGGAGUCAGUGGACGAGGGGGGUGUGGCAUGGCAGGCGGGACUACGGACGGGGGACUUCCUCAUUGAGGUGAAUCAGGAGAAUGUGGUAAAGGUGGGCCACAGACAAGUGGUCAACAUGAUCCGGCAGGGUGGGAAUCGCCUCUUGAUCAAGGUGGUGACAGUAAGCCGGAAUCUGGACCCUGAGGACACAGCACGUAAAAAAGCUCCUCCACCACCAAAGAGAGCUCCAACUACUGCUCUGUCCAUGCGCUCCAAGUCAAUGACGUCUGAAUUAGAGGAACUCGUGGAUAAAGCCACUCUAAGGAAAAAGAAAGGUGAUGCGCAGAAGAGGAGGAUUGUUUUCCGAGUCACUCUAAACAAAGUUGACGAGAUGACCCACGCUCAGAAGACAUCGCCAGUUGAUAUGAAGAUCGCAACAAUCAAACCACGGCCAUCCAGUCGCUGCUUGAUUACACCCACUGAACUAAAUUCCAUGUACCAUGACCGCCAGGGAGUAGCAGUGGUUCCACCCACUGUGCCUGGAGCCUUCUUAGGGUUACCAGAAAAAGGCUUGCUAAGGAAGCAAAAGUCCAUAGGUACAACAGAAGAGGAAAAACAGGGAUACCUUACGCCUCCUUUAUUAAAGUUCUCCCGAAGUCUCUCCAUGCCAGAUACAUCAGAGGACAUUCCACCUCCCCCGGCAAUUUCACCCCCUUCGCCACCUGCCUACAACUCACCUGCUGGCCCAACACCCAAAAGUUACGAUACCGCAAGACCCAGCUUCACCCAGAACUCACCUAACGCAGUGACAACUAUUUGUAGAACCUCAGAUGUUGGUACAUUGAGGCGGGGCUAUCACAGACAGAGUUCAGAGCAUUUUGAGAGCCCGCGCAUGCGAGGGCGCACACCAGUGCCCGAAAACCCCUAUUCUGAGAUUGGCAAUAAGAAUCUGUAUGUGCCAGCAAAACCUGCUCGAAGGAAGGGUAUGCUAGUAAAACAGUCAAAUGUUGAGGACAGUCCAGAAAAAACGUGUCAUAUGGCAACAAACCUCUCGGGCCCAGUUUCCAUGCCUACCACACCUGUUGAGCGAACAUGCUCUUCCAUCCCCAUUCCUACCAUCAUUGUCAAGGAACCAUCCACCAGCAGCAGUGGAAAGAGCAGCCAGGGUAGCAGUAUGGAGAUUGAGCCAACAACCCCAGAACACCCAUCUCUAAUGCCAACUGUUGGUGGAAGUGGUGGUCUGCGACCGGAAGACCCGAUGUCUCUAGGCAACCCAUUUGCAGCAGCUAUUGCUGGUGCUGUGCGUGACCGUGAGAAAAGGCUUGAGGCAAAAAAACACUCUAUUGCUUUCCAGUCAAUAGAUAUGGGAGAUGAUGACUUAAUUGGUCCUACCCCGAUGCCUCGCCUUCGGCAGUCAAAGUCCAUCGAUGAAGGAAUGUUUGGUAGUGACGAGCGACUCAGAAGGAUGAUGGCUCCACCAGUUCACCUUGGACCUCCCGUCGGUGGAGGCAGUGGAAACUUGACAGAUUUUAAUACUCCAGAGCCCACAGUAGUCAGGGAGCCUCUAAACACAAAAACAGGACAGUGUCCUAACCUAGACAGUCCUGUUAGUCUACCAGCCACUCCCCCAAAGAGCCACUACAGAGCAAAUGGAACCUACCUUCACCCUGUUACAGGUAAACCUCUAGACCCUAAUUCUCCUCUUGCGUUGGCCCUUGCUGCUCGUGACCGAGCAAUGAAGGAACAACAAAAUCAUCAUCAAAAUACGCAACAAAAUCCUCCUCAGGUUUCACAAAGUCCCAAAAACGAAGCCCACUCCCUCCCGCUGCAGCCAAGUCACAAACCAGACCUCAACCAGCCACUCUUCAUUGAUACCAAGUUGCGGUCUGGGAUUGAAACAAGUUUUGCUGCAAUCUCGUCAGCAACCAUGGGCCGUCCAGGGCGAGGUGGCUUGCGGCGGCAAAUGACUGAGCAAAAAUAUGAGUCUGAUGUGGCUCGAGAGGACCGGCAGCACCAGGCAGUUGAGGAGAGGAAAAGUUUACCAGGAGACGUUAUUGACACACCUAAGUCAGCUGGAUUGUUGAUGGUUCACACCAGUACUGAAGCAAGCAACAAGGUAAAUAACCAAGAGUUGGAAGGGCAGGACAGCAACAGGCCAUCUGAGCUGAAAGACCCCAAUCAACCUGAUCCUCGCGGUGGCGCAACAUUGUCUAUUAAUCCCCAGCCCUCCUCAACACGAAGACGUAGCGUUCCUUUAGGUGAGUCCUUGGAUGAACCUGUGAAACUACCCUUCCGGAUACCCCCUCCGCCUCUGGCGUCAGUUGACAUUGAUGAGGACUUUGACUAUGUAGAGCCACUCCCACCUCCUCUAGAGUUUGCUAACAGUAUUGACAUCCCUGAUGACCAAGCUAGUGCCAUUGCACAGAUGCUUCAGCAACAGAGAAGAAAUGGGGGGCCUCUGCUACCUUCAUACAAUGUCCAUGCCCCUCCACUUGUUACAGAUCAACACAAACGAGUAACGAACAGUAUGCCCCCUUCAUAUCCGCCUCCUCCACCAGAUCCAGAGUCAGGGGUAGGUGACUCUGGUAUUGAAGAGGUAGAUAGUCGCAGCAGUGGAGACCCUCAGCACAUGGAGACCACCAGCACCGUGUCAAGCAUCUCCACCCUUUCAUCAGAGGGAGGAUUCUGUGACACCACCCUGGAGAGCCUUUAUGCUACUGCAGACGGGCAUUCCUUCAUGGUGGAUAGACCCCCUGUACCGCCAAAACCAAAAGGAAAAUCGGUCAUCAACAGAACUUCGCUUUACCAUGAUGCCCUCAUUGAAGAACCACCAGAAUCAUAUGGUUCACCACCUCAGGUUCCUCCUGCACAUGCUUCAUCUUCUGAACCUCCUAGGACGCCCACUCAAAGGACAUCAAAACUAUGGGGUGAUCAACCCCCUGAGCUUCAUAGCCCUCCAUUUACAGCAGACACCAAGAACACAGUUAUCACGGAGCUGAGCUCCAUUCUACAAAACAUGAAUCGCGAUAGGCCACCUAAGUCAGGAAAUAGCCUCGACUCGCCCACAGGAAACCAAGGGGCCUUUGGAACAAGGCCCCACUCCGAUGACUCAGGAAUGCGGAACAACGCCGCCGCCGCCUCCACGCCUCCGAGCAGCCUUCCUCCUCAGACGCACCCGUGCAGCCCUCCAGACUCGGCUUCCUCCCUCACCCCUUGCUCCUCACUGCCGCCCUCGGUGUCUCCCACCCUCACGGACGUCUUCGGCCUGCCCACCCCGCCCAUGGGCAGCGGCGGGGGUUACAGUUUGAGCUCGUCAUGCGGAGGGAGCGGGAGCUCGCGUUCGCCGUCGCCGCUGACUCUCAUGCAGGCGGUGGCGGCAUCGGGGAAGCCCUUCGCCUCCAAACCAGUGGAGCUGUGGAGCAAAUACGACGUAGCCGACUGGCUGGAGAGCCUUCACCUGGGCGAGCACAGAGACGCUUUCCUGGAUAAUGAAAUCGAGGGUGCACACCUGCCCUCCUUGCAAAAAGAGGACUUGAUAGACCUGGGCGUCACGAGGGUGGGCCACCGCAUGAACAUCGAGAGGGCCCUCAAGCUGCUGCAGGACAGAUAA
Nerophis lumbriciformis (worm pipefish) is the source of this 5655-nucleotide messenger RNA. The record is from RefSeq and is a predicted model, not a curated record. Lineage: Eukaryota; Metazoa; Chordata; Actinopteri; Syngnathiformes; Syngnathidae.